Messenger RNA from Oryzias latipes (Japanese medaka), 3910 nucleotides. It is a transcript of the gene scaf11, whose product is annotated as SR-related CTD-associated factor 11. Gene Ontology annotation, biological process: spliceosomal complex assembly. Gene Ontology annotation, molecular function: RNA binding. The record is from RefSeq and is a predicted model, not a curated record. Lineage: Eukaryota; Metazoa; Chordata; Actinopteri; Beloniformes; Adrianichthyidae.
CCAACAGGGGGCGCCAGAGGUGCAAACUCUCAAUCCGACCGCAAGACAUGUGGCUGAGACUUUUUGAAAGCGACGUCCCGUUUUUAGCCCCGAACUGCUCCCAGGCACUGCGAUUUCUCCUCUUUCUGUCGCGGGAGGUUUAACGCUCGGAGCCGUUCAGUCGGUGGGAAGCAGCCGCGAGCGCGCUCAGCGUGGGGAUCAGGGCAGCCUGAGGCCGGACAUGACCGGAGCUGGAAGCGGUGGUCAGGGCCCUGCCGAUGGGUCAGACGGCGAGGAGGCCGAGAGAUGUCCCAUCUGCCUGGGCGCACUGGCGGGAGGCGAGCUCGCCAUGCCUGACAGCUGCUGCCAUGUCUUCUGCCUCGGUUGCCUCCUCACAUGGGCAGAGCUGCAGGCGUCUCCCUCCUGCCCCGUGGACAGAAGACCUUUCAGCAGCGUCUGCAGAUGGGACGGAAACCUCCGGCUUGUCCAGGUUCCUGUGAGGAAGUGGCCGAUUCCAGCUGAAGCUGAGAGCUGCAGAAACCCAGAGCAGAAGAUCUCUCUGAAAAACAAGCUUGCAAGAAGAUUAAGGAGGCCGAAAAGGGAGAGAACCACAGCGGCUACAACAAAAGGACUCGUGAGGAAAUGCAACGAUGAAGAGCCGUCCUCACUGAGCAGGAAGAAGGUGAGGGGAACAGAUUGCUGCUCGUGGGCGCCGGCCGUCUCCAUCACGUCAUCCUCGCAGGACAUUGCAGAUCCUGUUUGGCUGGUAGAGGACGGCCCUCAUGACACUGGAUCUGUGCAGUGCAAACCCCAGACUCUGCACUGUCCUUGGCUUUCUGCCUCAGCUGCUUCUGUCACUGCCCAUGGCUCCUCCAGGGCUAGUUUUCAUCAAACCAGUUGGAACAGCUCCCUGUUUCUGCCGGGGUUCAUCUCGCCUCCCUCCUGCUCCAGCCCAGCGCUCCACCCGAGCCACUUCAUAUUUCAAGGCGUGGUCUGUGCCGUCACGCGUCCCAAAAGUGGAGAGAAGCGAGGCGGCAGAUCCUCAACAUCCAAAGCUCCCACCAAAGAGCCGCAGUCCUUACCCUCCAGGAGAUCGGGGCGCAACAGCAAAUCUCAGGAAGAGCCUCCUUCGCCAGGCCCCGCCUCCCCGCCCCAGUCCGCACCGUCAGACUCCGACUCAUCCGGAAGUCAGCCGAGCAAGUCGGGGAAGGCCUCUCAGGUUCCAGCCAGGAGGAAAGGAAAACGGGUGACAAACCGCAAAGCCAGUGGCAAGAGGAAAGCCCCCACCGGAAAGAAAGCUGCUCCUGAGAGCCCCGCUGAAAGUGAGGAGGAGGAGGGUGGCGGCGGAGAUGAAGGCAACAGCAGCGAGGAGGAGGAGCAGGCAGAGGAAACGAAGCAGGAGCUGCAGAGGAGCGACGCUGAAGAGCAGCAGGGUGGGUUCACCUCCGCUGAGGAGCAGGGAGGUGCAGAGUCUGUACUUAGUGACACUCAGGAACAUCCAGAAGAAGGAGGUGAGGAGAACGGCUCCCAGCGCUCAAACUUGGCUCCGAACAGCCCCCUGUGCUGCUCCGAGGGCGUCCAGGAGGAGGAGGCGGCCAGCCCUGCUUCUUCUGAAGGAAAAAGCUUUGAUAAAAGGAGUCCCACGCCCCCUUCGUGCUCUCCUGAAAUAGACGAGGAGAUGUCUCCUCAGCGUGAUCCCACACCGGAGGAGGCCAAGCAGGGAGAAACAUCAGAGGGGAAGCCUGGAUCACAGCCCGCCUCCCCCUCUGCUGGGGGGUUGGAGGCAGAGGAUCAGGACCUGGAAGAGCUUCAGAACAUUGUGAAGGUUUCUGAGGACUCUGGAGGGAGCAGCUCUGAGGGAGGAGCUAAAGACAACAGCUCUGUGCUCGAGGGCGACGCCACACUCCCGAAAGACGAUGCCGCCUCCGAGGACAACACGAACGUGAUCCCUAUGGACUGCAGCUCCCCCAUGAGCGAGCACGGGAACGACUUCGUAGAGCUUCCCGCUGACUCCUCCUCCCUGCCUGCUGCAGAGCUGCAGGGCGCCAAGGAGGGCGGAGCCAAGCAGCAGGAGCAGAGGGACAGGAGCCAGGAAACCAGCAACGGCAAACGUCGCUCCCGCUUCCACUCCCCGACCUCCACUUGGUCAUCUCAGAGGGAGAGCAGGAAGUCGUCGCGCUCGCGCUCCAGAGAACGGGACGGGGGCUGGCAACCGGCCCGGUCCUCUCGGGCGCGCAGCCGGGAUGCUGACGGGGACAGGGAGCAUUCCCGGAGGGAGCGCAGUCGGGAUCGCAGCCGGGAGCGCAGUCGAGAACGCAGCCAGGAGCGCAGUCGGGAACGCAGCCGGGAGCGCAGUCGAGACCGCAGUCGGGAGCGCAGCCGCGAGCGCAGAAGGCCACGCUACAGGAGUCGGUCCCGGUCCAGAUCUCGUUCAAGAACCCAAUCCUACAGGCGAGCCCCCAGCCCUGACCGCCCGUCUUCCAGAGAUCGCUCCCCCCAGAGGAAGGAGCACAGAGGAGGGUGGAGGUCCGGCCAAGGCGGAGAGGGCCGCAGGUAUGGAGGCUCUGGGCGCGGUGAGAACGGAGUUCCUGCAGAACGUUCUCCAGACCGCUCCUCUGAGAACCCCGACUGGGUCACUGAGAGGAUCAGGGCUUCCGGCUCACAUCGGGAAGACCACCGGAGCGAAGGAGAGCCGCGAGGCCGGGGGGGUCGAGGAGGGUUCGGUCGGGGCUCAGGGUGGGGGGGCCGGAACUUUGGGGGCCAGCAGGACGACCCGGCGGAGAACCGCUGGCAUCCCAGAAACAACUCAGGAAACAAUUCAGGGAACGACGCCUACAGCCGCUUCAACGAGAACCGAGGCCGCAAAAAAGACAUGGACGCCGGAGACUCGGUGCUGGACCGCUCGGGCUGGUCCUCCGCCUCCAGCUGGGCCGUCAGGAGGACGCUGCCUGCAGACGUUCAGGACUACUACUCCAAGAAGGAGAGAGGAGGAGGAGCAGGGGGCUGGAGCCGACCGGAGGAGGAGCAGCAGCCGGCAGCAGCAGAUCCUCCUAAAAGCGACGCUGCCCCGCAUGGGAUUCCUGGGAAUGCACCUGUCCCGGUGAUGAGCAUGGUCCCCCCCCAGCCCCCGCAGCUCAGCGUCCUUCACUACCCCCUCCAGAGUCUGCAGGGGGCCCUGCCCGUCAGCCUGCAGCCCGCGGCGCCGUACGCCGUGCCCCCCCAGGUCCCCGUGCACCUUCACCCCGGAGUGCCGCUGCUGCAGGUCCCCGCCAUGGGGGCGCAGGGACUCCCGCCUCCUCCUCCACCCCCACCACCUAUACAGGCAGGGAGCCAGACAAUGACGACGACUGAUGGUCACACAACUCAGGUGGCCGCUGCUGUCGUAGGUUUUGGGAAAGCCGCUCCUCUCGCCACGCCGCCCAAAGGUGGAGCCGCGGUGACCCACGGCCACGUCCUGCCGUCCUCCACCACGCAGGCCGGCCAGCACAGCCGCGCCUGGGCGGACAGCUCAAAGAAGGAGAAGAAACAGCAGAUUCAGGAGAAAGCGAUAAACGAGGUGAAGAUGGCCAUCAAACCUUUUUACCAAAAGAAAGAAAUCACUAAGGAGGAGUACAAGGACAUCGUCCGCAAAGCAGUGGAUAAGGUGUGUCACAGCAAAAGCGGGGAAGUGAACUCUGGGAAAGUAGCCAACCUGGUGAAGGCCUACGUGGACAAAUACAAACACGCCCGCAAGAAAUGACCUGCUGGCGGGCGGCCCCGCCCCCCCCACCAUCCUGCUGCUCAAGUGCAAUUUCCUCCUGCUGGAAUUUGGCCUCCGAGCCGGAAGAGGACGGAGCGCCAGCGUUUUCUUUGAUACCUUUUACUGAAUGAAGAUUUUUUUCUAUAGAUUUUCAUAUUUUGUUAGAAAAGAAUGAGCAAUCAGAAAUUGUAA